AUGAAUCUCCCUGUUCUGGAAGGUAUCUGCCGUUCACCCAUUGGUCAAUUUUCCCGCCGACAAUGUGCGCAUGCGGAUGUCCUUGUCCGUGCGGACGUGAUAACGUCAGCGUGUGCGCGAUCACGUCACGUCCGGUCUGUGAAGAUGGCGGAGAUGAGCGGAACAGCCGCUGGGUCCGAAACCGGGCCCGCUGGAGAUUCUGGGCCCGAGCCCCUCACCGGCACAGAGUUCAACACAAAUCCUGGGACAGAGCAACUGCAUCAGAAUAAUCCCCUGCUCAACCUCCCGAUCGUCGCCAUUGACUCUAUCCUCGGUUUAAUGUCGUACGAUGAGAUCAGCGGCCUGAGAAUGGUAUGCAAACGGAUGGAUGCAGUUUGUCAGCGGAUGCUGAACCAGGGCUUUCUGAAAGUUGAGCGGUAUCACAGUUUGUGUCAGAAACAGGUCAAAGCACAGCUACCACG
This is a messenger RNA of Rhincodon typus (whale shark), 461 nucleotides long. Its product is annotated as F-box only protein 28. The record is from RefSeq and is a predicted model, not a curated record. The annotation marks the transcript as partial. Gene Ontology annotation, biological process: protein polyubiquitination. The transcript is spliced from 2 exons. Gene Ontology annotation, molecular function: protein binding. Lineage: Eukaryota; Metazoa; Chordata; Chondrichthyes; Orectolobiformes; Rhincodontidae.